Messenger RNA from Anopheles coustani, 1173 nucleotides. RefSeq lists its product as uncharacterized. The record is from RefSeq and is a predicted model, not a curated record. The transcript has 3 exons. Bases 1 to 1173 code for a protein of 390 amino acids. Lineage: Eukaryota; Metazoa; Arthropoda; Insecta; Diptera; Culicidae.
AUGGACGUUUCUAUGAUGCUGUUUUGUAUCCUUACCAGCGGAAUGUUAUGGUUUCAGCGUGUUGGAAGUUAUGUGAUCGUGAAUAAAGACAGCGAUGUUUAUCCCGAGAAUCCCUUGUCGUUCGGGGAAAGAGAACUUGUUGAAAACUAUCAGGAACAGGUGCCUACUCCCCUGCAAAACUUGAUCGUGAAUAGUUCGCAGAUGAAGAACCUGCUCGAGCUGUACUACUUGGUGCAGGUGGUACGAUCCUACCGUCGGCCUGCAUACCAGGAGCUGGCGGCCAUUGCCAAUGGUCUCUUCGAGCAGCUUAUGAGAGAAGAUCUACGGGACGAGCUGGUCAACAUGCUGGCGAAUGUCGAUGGUUUCGAGGAGAUCUUUAACGUCGGCGAGUACGCCGAACCGGAUCCACUAAAGGAGCAACUAGCGAACGAUUAUCGUCUUCUUUUCCCGCUCGUGGCGAGAACGUUGAAUGAGCUUCGAAAUCCCCAAACGGAUGGCGUUGACGUUCUGCAGGGAAAACUACGGCAGGCGAUGGGCAACCUUCGUAGCAUGUUAAACAGUUUGAUGCACUUUGAAAGCGAAACGUUUGAAGAGAUUGAGAAGGAAAAUCUGAUCGACAAGGCGAUUGAGAUGACUGAAGCGAUGCCAGUUGAGAGCAAUCCAGCGCAUUUAGAGGAAACCAUCUACGUGACGGAAAUUCCGGCCGCUUCCGUGAAGGAUGUUGUGAACGAUUACGAUCUAGUAGAAACGAAGCCUUCGCAAAAGCCGAUGUACGGGAAAAUGAUAAAAGCGUUAAGUGAAAGUGGUGACGAUGAAGAGGGCACGAUUGCAUUCCUUCCUAACGGGAACGAAGUAGUUUAUGAGGUGGACCCUAACUCGGAGGAAUCAUCGCACGGGUUGGAUGAUGGGAUGGAAAACAACUCACCGGGAGUAGUUCUGCUCACCGAGGAUGCCAACAUGGAGAAAACCAACGACCCGUCGAUGGCUGUGGAAGCCCACAUACCGAAGGCAGUAUCGGUAAAGGACCCGGAAAUGGUCGCCCUUGUGCCCGUCAUCGUCGAGCAACUGCGCGUGGGAAACGUAACUCCCGAGGAAGAGCAAACCCUUGCCGAGAUCUUCGGAGAGCUGUGGCCUCUGAUGUUGGCGGAGGCGGACCGUUUGCGUGCGGAAUAA